UAUCCACAACUUUUUCUUUAUUUGUAAUUAUUUGUAAUUUUAAUUUAACUGAAUGUGUAAAAAUGGUAAAAAAUUAUCGUGUCGUUGUAUUUGGCGUGAAAGGCGUUGGUAAGACAGCAAUAUUGGAACAAGCUAUUUAUGGGCAUUAUAGCAAAAAUUAUAAACUGUGGCCUACUAUUGAGGAUAUAUACCAGGCUUCUAUAGAAACUGACAAAGGGAUACGUGAACAAGUUCGUUUUUAUGAUACUGCUGGUUUGGAUUUGACACAGUUACCUGAGGUUGGACUGUAUUCAAAUCCAGAUCCUUCGCUUAUGCUAUCUUUUGGUCAAAUAGCUAAGCAGUAUGCGUCCAUUGCAGAUGCCUUUAUUCUAGUAUAUGAUACAAGUCGACCAGAAACAUUUGAUUGCUUGGUUACAUUAAAAAAAGAAAUUGAUAAGAAUAAGGAAAAAAAAGAUGCGUUUUAUGUCAUUGUUGGCCAUAGAAUGCGAGAAAUGGAUAUCAAAGCUCCAACUUUAGAGUGUCCAACAAGUCGAGCUUCCCAUUGGUCUAUUAGAGAAAAAAUGAAACAUUUUGAAGUUAAUGCUUUAGACCGUACUAGCUUAUUCGAACCAUUUAUUUAUAUUGCAUCAAAAUUUAAUACUGCACAACCAAAGAGUAGUUUUCCUCAGUUAGUACGAAAGGGUACUCAACAUUAAUGCCUAUUAAUUUCUAUAGUAUUUAUAUGGGUAGUAUUUUAUCCUAUAGUUUAUUGCAAAAUCAAUAACUAUACAAGUUAACAAAAUAAUGUARUUGCUUGAAUAUUAUAGCUGCCAAUUUAAAAGUAAGAAUAUUAUUUCAGUCCCUCCACACAUAUUUUAAUUUUGAAGCAAGUUAUGAGAAUUUUAAAAUUGUAACUUUUGUUUUUGUUUCUAGUGAGGUGACACAACUGAGUGCCUUCCUAAUUAAAUCAUUCUCAUUGCUAUUAAUUUGUAAUAAACAUUACAUAUUGAACUCAUGUAUAAAUUGUAACUAAUUUAUUUUUAGUAAAAGUAUAUUUUUUUAAAUUUUAAAAUAUUCUAACCUUGCUUUAAAAUUUCUUACUUUAAAAUUUGCAAUACAYAAUAAAUUCACUUUAAUAUAAAAAAUAACAAGAAGACAAUUAAUUAUUUGAUCCAUACUUAAAAUUUWAAAUGUUAUGUAUUAGUAAUAAGUGAUAAUUAAUAAGGAUAAAACAUAAUAAUAUGCAGUAACCCUCGAAAUGUUGUAUUAACAUUAAGUGAGAUCCAAAAUCUUUUUACUCAUAAAUCAAUUAUUAUGAUUCACAAAAUCGUUACAAAUUUU
Messenger RNA from Diuraphis noxia (Russian wheat aphid), 1320 nucleotides. It is a transcript of the gene kappaB-Ras, whose product is annotated as NFKB inhibitor interacting Ras like 1. Lineage: Eukaryota; Metazoa; Arthropoda; Insecta; Hemiptera; Aphididae. Gene Ontology annotation, biological process: Ral protein signal transduction; negative regulation of canonical NF-kappaB signal transduction. Gene Ontology annotation, molecular function: GTPase activating protein binding; GTP binding; GTPase activity. The record is from RefSeq and is a predicted model, not a curated record.